CUCUAUACAGGUCCCCUGCUGUUUCACACAAGAGACAAGACUGUUUCUUGCUUUUCUGCCGUGUAUUUAGGAUAAAGUUCAUAAGUUGAGCUGCUUUCAAGAGAUAUGGAAGCUCCUGUUCCAUUGCUAGGGUCAGAAGAAAUUAGAAGUGAGCAUGAUGGUAAGGAGAAAGAGGCCCGCGUAUCCUUUGCCAAAUAUUUUGGGCUGUUCUUUAGAAGCUCCUGCAAAUCCAAAAGUGCAGAAUUCACGGCAUGGUCUUCUGUGUCUUUCAAGAUCCUCGGAUUUAAAAUGAAUUGUGCUUCAAAAAGCUUCUAAAGCAUGUAAAAUCACUUUUGACCCGAUGAGCAGAACUUGGGUGUACUUUGGACUGAUUAGAACACGACGUGACUUUUCUACCUUCACUUAGAAAGCAAUAUUUGAAAAGGAAGAAGCACAAUCCAGAAAGGGAUGUAGCAUUUGGGGAGGACCCAACCCCUUUUUCACUUUCAUCUCUUUAUCACCUGGAUCGUACAGGUAGCACCUUAACCCCUUCCUAGCUUCGGAUGAAGGUCUGAAAGAUUUUGAUUCCCUACACUAAGAGCAGGUGCAGUCGGUGGCCAGGUGGUAUUUCCUUAUCAACUUCAGUCUCGUUAAUCAUCUACCUGCCUCUCAUUUCUGGACAAGCCGUUUCCUGUUUUGAAUCAGAAACCUCUGGCAGUGAAAGGCUACAAUCCAGAGAAUACAGCUUGACACCCAGGGCGGGCUGCUUCGCCCCUUCCCUUAGGCGAACACUCCUCAAAGUGAUGUCAUCAACUCUGCAUUUUUCCGUGAGGAAACUCAGCAUGGAAAGCUUGGUGGGGGGAGGGUUGCUAGCAGAUCCGCAACCCUUCCUGCUGCUGCUGCUUCAUUUCCCUGGCCCAUUUGGCAAAAAGUUGAGAGCUUCAAGGAAACUCCUUAAAGCAAUGGGAGAGCUCCACCCUCCACUGAGACCUUCAACCAUCCCCGCAACUGGGCGUUCCUGCACUUUGGGACGGUGCCUAGAUUAACACCGUGCUGCACCCACGCAGCCUUUCUGAUCGGCUUCUCGACACGCUUUGCUGGAUCUCUAGUCUUUCCUGUGGGCUGUUUGCCCGGCUGGCAUCGGGGUCACCAUGCCAGCCCUUCGAUUCAAUGGCCGCUCCCUGAUUUCUCUCCUGGGGAUCGUUCGGCUGUUGGAGAUAUUCUUCUCCUGCACUGCUUUCAGCUUGGCAGCAGUCUAUCAAAGCUACGGUGGAAACUAUGGGGCUUGGUCGAUGUUUACGUGGUGCUUCUGCUUCAUCAUUUCUGUCUUCGUGGUGACUAUGGAGCUGAUCAGCCUGGAUGCAGCCCUGCCUCUUUCCUGGCAGGACUUCACUUCUGCCUUCUCCAUGCUGGCCACUCUGAUGAUCUUCACAACUUCCAUUGUCUACCCAGCAACCUUCCUACCUUCCUGCAAGGGCUACAAGUGCGGUUAUGAAAUUGGGGCAACUGUCAUGUCUUCCCUCUGCUUCAUUGCCUAUGCAGUAGAAGUAGGACUCACCAGGGCCAAAGCAGGGGAGCUCAGCAACUUCCUGACUACCAUCCCUGGCCUCCUGAAGGUAUUUGAGGCCUACGUAGCUUGUCUCAUCUUCUCCUUGCUGGACAAAAUUUCCUAUUACAGGGCAUAUCCUGGUCUGGAAUGGUGUGUGGCCGUCUACAGCAUCUGCUUCAUUUUGACCAUGGUGAUCAUCAUUCUCACCAUUGGACGCUGCCUUGGUUCCUUGCCCAUCCCUGUGGAGAAGACUCUUGUUGCCUACAACAUCUUGGCUGUUCUCAUGUAUCUUACAGUGGUAGUCGUAUGGCCUGUAUACAGCUUUCGGAACCAUCCAAGACCUUCGUGUAGUAGUCCUCAUGAUAUCCCCUGUGCCACUUGGGACAAUCAGCUGGGAAUUACCUUCCUCUCUUUCUUCAACCUCAUUGCCUACAUUGUGGACUUCGCCUAUUCUUACAAAAUGGUUUUUGUGACCACACCGGCAUAGAUGGCUCUUGUACUCUUCUCACCCACCCAAGCAUGUACGUGUGGAAACCAUAUUGGCUUAUGUUGCUGGACAUGUUGAGAUCUAAGAAGCACAGCUCCAGGAGUAGCAGAAGUUGUAGAUAUCUGAGGUGAUGGCGGUGAUGGUACUUCUAAUUUUAUAACUACGUGAUUUAAAUUUUGGACUGUUUUAUUUUAUACUUGCGGUUAUGUUGGAUGGACCGACUUCAUUUCCUAAAGGAGUUGACCUUAUCUUCAUUCAUUACAAGACCUCUGUGAAUUAAAAAUGAUUUUGGAGAAGCCAGCAGGCUAUAGUCUUUCCAGCUUCUGUUUUAAACUCUAGUUGUGAGAAGUGAAAAGAUUAUGAGCAAAGAAGGAAAAUCAGGAGGAAGCUGAGUCCUCCACAGAAAGAAGACAACUUUAAUCAUCGCACUGAGCUGAAGACACAAUUUUUUCUUCAGAUGUGUUCUACAGGAAUGUUUUAUUUGCCUUUCAACAGAAUAUCUUGUUCAAGUUAGAUGAAAUAUGAGAUAUCACUGCAGAAUAUGGAGUGGGGGGGGUGAUUAUAUUGCUGUACCAAGCAGUCAGCUAAAACAUGGCUUGUUGGAUUAUGGAUUGUUGAAUAAACCACAGUUGGCAAUAAAAAGGAA
Messenger RNA from Notechis scutatus (mainland tiger snake), 2661 nucleotides. RefSeq names its product myeloid-associated differentiation marker-like. The record is from RefSeq and is a predicted model, not a curated record. NCBI's taxonomy places the organism in Eukaryota, Metazoa, Chordata, Lepidosauria, Squamata, Elapidae. Gene Ontology annotation, cellular component: membrane.